Molecule: messenger RNA, 1207 nt
Organism: Odocoileus virginianus texanus
Lineage: Eukaryota; Metazoa; Chordata; Mammalia; Artiodactyla; Cervidae
Source: RefSeq, a predicted model, not a curated record
GCUCAGGUUUGCGUUGUCAGGCAGAUUCUUAACCGAUGGACCACCAGGGAAGUCCAAUUUGUAGUAUCUUGAAGACUGAAAAUAAUAUUCUGAAUUGUUCACGAUAGCGCCAAACGGGAAACAACCUGAAUGUGUCUCAGUGGUAGGAUUGAUCAAAGAGUUGUGAUAUAUUCCCUGAAACAGCCAUAAGAGUAAGCCAGCUGCAAUCCCAGUGAACACGUGGGCGAGGCUGGAACCCCUGACGCAGAGCAGAAGAGAGGAGCUGGGACGCAGGGCCUGUGACGUGGUUCACAGUGGCGGGAGCACGCCCUGUGGUUCAGGGCUGUGCAUAUCAGAGGCUCCAGGAGAAAGAGGAGUGUGGGAGGACCAUCAGGACGUGCCUGGGGCUCCCCUGGAGCCUGGCCUGUGCCUGUCGUGGGCAGAAUCUGGACAGCUGGCCCCACGUGGCUGCAAAGCGAGGAGGGUCCUCCUCUGUGACCUGGAGUGAGCAGUGGGUGGGCUUCAGGGCAGGCCUGGGGCCCUGACCCAGUUUCCCCCCGGCUCUGUUUGCUGCCCUCCUCGGCGGCCCUGUCGGACCUGGGGCCGUGGCGGCCUGGUUCUGGGCUCACCCCCAUAGGGGAGGCCAGGAGGGUGUGAGGUGGGAAUUCCCUGCAGGUCUGACCCCCCAGACGCUGGCGAGCCUAAACCCAGGUUCCUGGGUGAUUCAGGGCCGACAUCAGCGGCUCAGGGGCCAGAGCGGGUUGCUCUGAUGGUGGCCGGUUGUGUCCAGACAGCUGAGCUGAUGCAGCGGUGCGCAGAGAGGCGCCUCCAGGAGGAAAAGUCCAUGAAGGAGCUGGUGGAGCAGGUGAUAGAGACACAGAAGAACGUCAAGGUGGCGCAGACGGAGCUCCGAAAGGGCCGCCGGCGGAUAGCUCAGGAGGUGACGGAGGAGAACCGGGAGCUGCUGCAGCGCAGCACGGAGGCGGCCAAGGAGGAGCAGAAGCGGCGCUGCGACCUCGUCUCCCAGCUGCGAGCCCUGGAGUUUCGGCCCACGCGCAGGGGCAAGCUGGUGGACCUGACCCAGGCGGAAGGCGGUCUGGACCCCAGCUGGGGUCCACCCGGCCACUCACGCCCAACUGCCCCCUGCCCGCUGUGCUGGAGGACCCGGUCCGGGGAGGCCUCUGGCACCCGGGGGGCCGGCGGGCAGCUUCACAGACUUGCGUAUUGA